This is a messenger RNA of Sebastes umbrosus (honeycomb rockfish), 1061 nucleotides long. RefSeq lists its product as uncharacterized. Bases 250 to 906 code for a protein of 218 amino acids. Lineage: Eukaryota; Metazoa; Chordata; Actinopteri; Perciformes; Sebastidae. The record is from RefSeq and is a predicted model, not a curated record. Gene Ontology annotation, biological process: cell adhesion; bicellular tight junction assembly. The transcript has a single exon. Gene Ontology annotation, cellular component: bicellular tight junction; plasma membrane. Gene Ontology annotation, molecular function: structural molecule activity.
UCUAAAAACAGAGUUCAUUGUUCACUGUGAAGAUAUUGAACACUGAAUCAAAACAAUACGUCUGUUGUCAUGCCAUGGUCCAGGAUUAUCUCCCACUUAUCAGGUGCAUUUUAUUAAGCAGGCUGAAUAAGUGGGCCGGCCCGGUCGGUCUUGCUACCUCAGCAGGUGGGACGGGCCACAGAGCCACUCUGGAUCUCCCAACCUCUUACCUGCACACUUGAGCCGGAAUCACCGCACAGAGUGCAGAAGAUGGUUUUUCUAACAACUAAAGUGAUGCAAAGGACUGCUUUCUUUGUGACGUUUGGGGGUUUGGUCACUUCUCUGAUCACCGCCUUCCUUCCAUUCUGGAAGACGAUGAACUCUGACCUGAACGAAGUGGAGAACUGGUUCUCUGGGCUGUGGCACACCUGCCUCUACACCGAGGAGGUGGGGAUUCAGUGCAAGGCCUAUGAUUCCAUCAUGGGGCUGCCGAUGGAUCUGCAGAUCUCCAGGGUGCUCAUGUCUGUGUCUAUAGGCACUGGAGGUUUAGCUCUGCUGGCGACCUUCCCAGGAAUGGAGGGGGUCGGGAUGUGCGUGGGGCAACCGGGUCUGAAGAGGCAGCUCCUCAUCCUCGGCGGGGUGCUGUCCUGGGUGUCAGGGCUCACCACUCUGGCUCCCAUCUCUCUUGUCGCUUACACAACUACGGUGGACUUCUGGAACGAGGGCUUACCUGAUGUGAUGCCCCGCUGGGAGUACGGAGAGGCGAUGUUCUCUGGGUGGUUUGGAGGUUUGACUCUGGUCAUCGGAGGGACUCUCUUCUUUGUAGCUGUGUGCAUGGGGGACUACGACCAGAGGCCACCAAGUGUGCCAAACAGCCCGCAGGCGAAGCACAGGACAAAGCACUACCUGAAGACAGAGGUUUUAUAGAUGUCUUAUUGUCAAAUGUGCACAUUCAUACACUUCAUAUGGAGACCUGUCAGCUUGUGGAGUGAUGACGUAAUUAAAUACUUCAGCAGCUCUAUUUGUGUGAUAAUGACGAGAAUAACAUUUCUGACUGAAGUAACAUGAAAGCUACAUGUGUU